Macrosteles quadrilineatus (aster leafhopper) is the source of this 1133-nucleotide messenger RNA. RefSeq lists its product as uncharacterized. The coding region runs from base 149 to 1036 and encodes 295 amino acids. The transcript has a single exon. The record is from RefSeq and is a predicted model, not a curated record. Lineage: Eukaryota; Metazoa; Arthropoda; Insecta; Hemiptera; Cicadellidae.
UUUAUAAAUACUAAUAAUAAACUUAUCAAUCAUUCCACUAAACCACAUUUAGAAUAUGAAAAUAUUGAAAACGUUAUUCAUUGGCCUACAUAACAGGACAUUGUACCGUAUCAAGUUACUUUUGUCAAGAUAAGGGAUAUAUAAUGCAAUGGCUAAAUCCUUAGAAAUUAUUAAAUGCACAUUUUUUGUGAUUUCAUCUAUAGUUUCAAGUACUAUUUUCUUUGGCCUAAUACUAGAAGAAACUUUCCGUGAGUAUGAAAUAGAUAAUGAUUACAACACUAAUAUCAAAGAGCGAAUUUCUCAAGCAAAAUCAAGCUUUCCUGUCAUAAGCCGUGUGAAACUUCCAAACCAUGACCAAGAAGACCCGGAAUUAGUGAAGGAUCUGAACUCUAAAAUACUUCCUCCAUGUUCAAGCUCUAAGGAAUACAAACUAUACCAGAAUGAGCGAGGUGGGAUUGGAAAAUUCGAACAUAUUAGAAAACUGACAAGCACAAAAGCGGAACGAUUUUUCCUCGAGUGUGGCGCGAGAGAUGGGGUAUCUCUCUCCAACACUCUGUAUCUGGAAAAAAAUCUUUUCUGGAAAGGUCUACUGGUAGAAGCUGACCCUGCUCAUUUUGAAAAUAUAAUCUCAGUUCAUCGAAAAGCAUGGAUCGCUCCUGUAUGUAUGAGUUUGAACACUUCAGCAUACGUCGCUCACUUUAAUUCAUCGUUAUCUUUUGAGGGAAAAAUUCUUACAAAUGAAACUAAAGAUGACAUGGUGCAGGUUGUUUGUUAUCCAUUUUACACUUUCAUACUCGCAAUGAACAUUAAGAAAAUUGAUUAUUUCAGCCUGAGUGUUGCGGGCCACGAGAUGGAAAUUUUAGAGACCAUUCCCUUUGACAGGGUUGACAUUGGGUUCGUUUCCGUGAAUGUUUCUUACUCUAGAGGGGGUUCUAGAGGUGUUACAAAUUUCAUGACCCGUCACGGGUAUGAAUUGGUAAAGGAGUUUCCUCCAAGUGAGCUUCUAUUUGUACAUAUAGACGAGGAUUACUGGUGAAGAUAUCUGUAAAACAGUAAUUUUGUGUUAAAUAAUGUUUAUUUCAUAACUCUCCGUUUAGUCACUGUGAUAAUGAAUAAUUAAAUAUUAAUGGAAG